AUGGUUGAUUCUAAAUAAUACACACAACGUAUUCUUUAGAAAUAAUUAGAACACGUACAAAAGAAUUCAGAUUUAAAUGUUUCCGUAGGAUUAGAAAAUAACAAUUUAUUUUAAUGGAAUAUAUGUUUUGAAGGUCCACAUGAUUCUUUGUAUGAAGCAGGAUUAUUUUAAGCAACUUUAACUUUUCCUGAUAAUUAUCCUGACAUGCCUCCAACAAUGAAAUUUACAACAGAAAUGUGGCAUCCUAAUAUAUAUCCAGACGGAAAAGUAUGCAUAUCUAUUUUACAUCCACCAGGAGUAGAUUAAUUUAAUACUUAAGAAAGUGAAAGUGAAAGAUGGAGACCUGUUCUUACAGCAGAAAAUGUUAUUAUUAGUGUUAUUUCUAUGCUAAUGGACCCAAAUACAGAAUCUCCUGCAAAUGUAGAUGCAUCAAUUUAAUUUAGACAUGAUAAAGAAGCUUAUAUAAAAAAAGUAAAAUUCUUAACAAAAAAAUCUAUAGGAGAUUUGUGA
Messenger RNA from Ichthyophthirius multifiliis, 510 nucleotides. RefSeq names its product ubiquitin conjugating enzyme, putative. Gene Ontology annotation, biological process: protein polyubiquitination; ubiquitin-dependent protein catabolic process. The transcript has 5 exons. Gene Ontology annotation, molecular function: ubiquitin conjugating enzyme activity. The record is from RefSeq and is a predicted model, not a curated record. Lineage: Eukaryota; Ciliophora; Oligohymenophorea; Hymenostomatida.